Molecule: messenger RNA, 1143 nt
Organism: Oryzias latipes (Japanese medaka)
Lineage: Eukaryota; Metazoa; Chordata; Actinopteri; Beloniformes; Adrianichthyidae
Source: RefSeq, a predicted model, not a curated record
AUGCGGGCUGGCUGUAAAGGAACGGGUCCCACGCAGGGUGUAAUCUUCAUCACCACUGCAGGGAAGAGGAGCAUGUGGUUAUCCUUUGUGGAAAGGCAUGGUGCUCUCAAGCUCAUGGAGCCUGCAGCCACUUCCCUGUUGUCUCUCCAUUCAGACAAGGAAACUAAGUUAGGUUUGGAGCUGAUUGAGAUUUGCACACUGGUGGUACAAAGCAAGCUUUUUGAGGGUAAACACCAAGAGGCAUUGCCCGCUGCCCUUUUGUGCUUACGAUACACAGAGGAUGUCCACGGCCCACAGUCUGUUCACCAGGCCCAUGCUUUUCUGCUUCUUGCCGAGGCAAACAUUGGUCUGGGUAAUCUGGCACUUGCAGCAGAGCUCCUGUCCCAGGCGGAGUGGGUGCUGCUGGAGACUCCUGAAUGCCGUAACUCGCUCCUCCAGCGCCUGAACAGGAACUUUGGCUGCCUUCACGCAGCAACUGGAAACUUGGAAGAUGCCCGGUUUUACUUUGCAAAUGACAUUUUCUUUGCCACCGUGGAGUUUGGCGUGAACAGCACAGUCACUGCUGGCAGUCUUUUUCUUGUGGUUGAUGUUUUUGCCAAAAUGAAGAAAACGGUCAUGACUCGCUCCCUGUAUCAGGAGGUGGCACGUAUUUGGUACGAUCAUCUGACAAAACUGCUGGAGAUCUACAAGAAAAGCAACUCAAAUUCUGCCAUGUCGUCGAAUACCUUCCAUGGUUCGUCCAGUGUCCUGUCUGAAUGUGAUCUACAAAAGUAUUCAUCAACAAGUCAGAUUUGUGCUUUUGAAAGCCACAGCACUAAUCUAUCAUGCUUAUGCUCUAAACUAGAAACAGGACGCCUCUGCUGCCCUGAACCCAUCCUAAAGCAAAGGCACUCAGGGAAGAAGACAUAUUUGAGGGUCUGCGUGGAAAUGUCAGCGAGUUCAGGGACGCGAGGCCGUCUCAAGCUGUCAGACAGAGUGAAUCAGAGUUCAGAUCAAUCCAAGCGAGCUAAAGGAGAACAAGUGUUAGGAGCCAUACUGGAGUUUUUGCAGAAGGACAUCAGUAAAGAUUUAGCCCAGAUUGCUUUGGUGACCUACAGUCUGUCUGUCCUGAGACUCCCACAAGAUUGGAUUACUUCUAAGUAG